UAUAACAUAGCAUGGGGCCUACAGUUUGAAUGUGAUAUAUUUUUGGAAACUAUUUUAUCUCUAAGAAAAACUUGCUUCCUGGAGAAAAUAUUACUGCUUCUCUCCAACAGGAGCUGAGAAGUAAUAUGGCAACAGUCAAUUAAAAUGCAGGGUGCAAGACCAAAGAGGGUGUCAGACUCUGCAUUAAAAGUCCAGCAACAGAAGUUGCAGAUACAACCAGUGCUGGCUGUGAAUGAUAAAAGGAAGCCAUCAGAAUCUGUGGACACUUUCAUCAAGCAACAGGAAUACCCACCCCUCAUGCAGGCGAAAUCAUGGACAAAAUCUGUGCCUGAGCCCUUUGAGUCCUGCAGACUAGGUGAAUGUGUAAGCAGCAGUUACACUCCAACUGCAAAGUCUCUUCAUACACGAGACUUACCUCCACUAAAGGGGCAACGUCCACAAAAAUCACUUAUGUUGGAUGAAGAUGGAAAGCUUAAAUAUCCACCCAAAUUGAGAAGAGUUGAAGUGAAGAAAACAGAUAUAACACAGACAAAAGAAUUACCAACACCAGGAAUUGUCAAACUACGUGAUCUGCUUACUGGAAAGUAUCAUGAACAGAAGAUCCUGAAUGAAGAGAAAAGACUAAAAGAGAAAACAAAGUCAUCUCAGAAGAAGGAACUGAAAAAGAAACAAAUCUAUGAAGUACAGACACAGUUAUUGGCCCAACUGGAAGCUGCAGAACCAAUCCACCCUGAUGAUCAAUUGAAUAUGCUUAAAUAUAUCGUUGAGUGUGAACAAGGUCUGCCGGUAAGAGAAGAAGAUAUUCGCCGUGUACAGUACUAUCUUGCAGAGGGUAUCAUGGAUGACAUGGUAGAACUAUAUCCACAGGAUCUAUUAUGUGAAGCUAAGAAGAGAGUAGCCGAUAAGCAUUUAUUUCAAGGAAAAUACUGCUCUUUAUUGGAUGAAAUGGAAACCGAGAUCAUAAGCGAUUAUAAUUUGAGUCUUCGCAAAGCUAUAUUGGAUUACAUCCUACUGGAUCCUGAGGAAAGGAAAUAUCUGAACAUUCACACCUAUCCUACAAGUUAUCCAUCAAUUGCCAUACGAGCUCCAGUUCCAUGGCAUAGUACUUUUGUGAUAUCCAGUCAUGUGUUAUGUCAUAAACUUUUCACUGUAAAUCCUAUUUUAUUAUGCCUGAGGGAUUUAUGGGAAUUUCAAUAUUCCAGCAUGGUUAUUGUGUCAGUAGAUCAGUUGAGGAAAGAGUUUCCUCCUCCUCUUGAGGCCAAAACACUAGAGACUGCAGUAGACAAUUACUGUAAAGAAUCUAGGAAUGUUCUUUUGUCUCGGUGGUUACCACAGUGUGCAGAAAUAUUCCUGGAAAUGAAGGAUUGCUGGAGUCAUAUAGUGCCUGAAAAAGAAGGGGAAUCACUCAAGAUAAUUAAAUUAUUCUUUGACUGUGUGUGUGCACUUAUGUCCAUGCAAAUUCGCCAGCUGGUUAUGAAGUCCCUGUACCAUUUUCUAGACUUAAUCAUGAUGUAUAAAGGUGGUAAUGACUUUGGUGAUGAGUUUAAGGACUGCAAGUUGAAUAACACACCAUUGGUGACAAUAUAUGUGAAACCAGUUGUGGGGACAAAGGAUCUUAUAUUUGAACCAGACCUUCAUGAUAUAAGAGGUUUGGUAAAGCUUUGCUUUGAGAAGAUUAUAGAGGUGAACCAGAAACUGCCCCGAAUAGAUUGUCUCCUUUUCCCUGAAUUGGCGACCUCAAACCUCUGUCUUCAUGCUGUUGCUGCUUGUGAAGAAGAGGUGUGUAAUGUCACAGUGGAAGCUUUAGCAAGUUUUGACACCAAUCUCAUAGGACCAUGUUCCUAUCUUAAGAUGUAUGGAACAUACCUUCCUGUUCUAAAUGGUGAAGCUGAAAGUGCCAUGAUGAAGUUCAUGAAAACUGAUCCCUUCCCAUCGUUGAAAGAUUUUACCAGAAGAAUCGAAAAAUAUGAAGCACUGAAAUGUGAAAUCUGUUUCCUGAGACGCUCAAUUCCUCUCAACAUCAUCUGUCUUGACUGUAGUGAGCUGAAUGACAUUCUAUGGAAAAUGGUGGAUGAUUUAAGAACAUAUUUGGUUAAUUAUCAUAUUGAGAACAAUCGAACACAUAACAGAGAAAUUUGUGACAUGUUUGAUGAGAUAUCAAAUCGAGCCAGUGAACUUCCUGAAACGACAGCAGAACUUGUUGAAUUGCAAAAUUAUCUGAAUGAGUGUCGAGAUGUGAUCAUGUGUAACCUGAAGGAAAAAAUUCGAAUUUCUGCGGGAAAUGUCUUAUUCCUCAUGCAGCACGCUUUGCUGUCACAAGAAGAUAUCCAUUUGAACUCACGAACUUUCUUGUGGCCUAAAGAUAUGGAAGCUGUAUUAGAAUUCAGCCAAGCUCGGCUAUCACAUCGUAGAGAUAUGGUGGAAGGAGUUUUGAGAUCAAAACGAUCUGAUUUUGAUGCAAAGCUUUUGCUACAUCAAAAGGAACUAGAAAUUUUCAAAAAGAAAGAUCCACCAAUUUUGACAAAGGAAGAAAUGGAAGAGAAUGUUCAAAUUAUAGAACAAAUAAUGCAGCUCUUAGAAGAAGAUAAAAAAGAAGCAGAGGCUAUAAAUGAAGAAGAACAACUAUUAGAUUUUGAUCCUUCUCCUUUCUUAGUUUUAAAAGCCAUGUUAAGUGUUGCAGAGCCUUUGGAUCGGUUGUGGCAUAUUGUAUAUAAUUUCCAUAUUAAUUAUGAUAAAUGGUAUUAUGGACCAUUCCUGAUUUUGGAUGCAGAUUAUGUUAAAGAUGAAGUAGAUGUAAUGUGGCAGACAUUGUACAAGUUAGCUAAAAUUCUGUAUGACAUUCCUGGGGCAAAGCGUGUUGCUGAGAUGAUUCGUGCAAAAGUGGAGAAGUUCCGCCAAUAUAUGCCCCUCCUGCAAGUAAUCUGCAACAAGGGUCUUCAAGAAAGGCAUUGGCAACAGAUGAGUAAAUUUGUGGGAAUUGAAUUGAAACCUACCAUGGAAUCAACCCUGUCAGAAAUGAUUGACCUUGGACUUUUGCAAUAUGUUGCAAAACUGGAAGAAAUUGCAGUAGCAGCCAGUAAAGAACAUGCUUUGGAACAUAAUCUCUUUAAAAUGAAACAGGAAUGGGAUGAUGUCGAAUUUGAACUAGUACCCUACAGAGAUUCAAGUGUGGACAUUCUCUCAGCAGUAGAUGACAUACAGGUGAUGUUGGAUGAUAACAUUCUUAAAGCACAGACGAUGCGUGGUUCCCCAUAUGUUAAAGCUUUUGAGGCUGAAAUGCAAGCUUGGGAGUCAAAACUUAUAUCUAUGCAAGACAUAUUAGAUGCUUGGUUAGAGUGCCAAGCUACUUGGUUAUACUUAGAACCAAUCUUUGGUUCUGAAGAUAUAAUGCGCCAGAUGCCAGAAGAGUCAAGAAAGUUCCGUAAAGUAGACAAGACCUGGAAAGGCAUCAUGCUGAACACAAAGGCUGAUAAACAUGUUCUAAGGGCAACUGAUUAUGAAAACAUGCUUGAUUUACUGAGAGAAAACAAUACUCUGCUGGAUGAAAUUCAGAAGGGACUGAAUGAUUAUUUGGAGAAAAAGAGGUUGUUCUUCCCACGGUUUUUCUUUCUGUCAAAUGAUGAGCUCCUGGAGAUCCUGUCCGAGACAAAGGAACCCUUGCGUGUUCAGCCAUAUUUAAAGAAAUGCUUUGAGGGGAUCAACCUUUUGCAGUUUACUAGAGAGGAAGUUAUAACUGGAAUGGUCUCAGCUGAGAAGGAAAUAUUUCCUCUUAGUGGACAGAUUGUUCCUGCUGAUGCAAAGGGUAUGGUUGAAAAGUGGCUGUCCCAAGUGGAGCAGCAGAUGGUACAGUCUGUGAAAGACUCCUGUAUGAUGGCAGUGCAAGAUUACUUUAAGUCACCACGCAGUAAGUGGUUGCUGAAGUGGCCUGGUCAGGUUGUCAUAUGUGGAAACUGCAUACACUGGACUGCUGAAGUCACUGAGGCAAUGGAAAAUAGGAAACUUCCUGAAUACAUUACUAAAUCCAGCAAUCAAAUGGAUGAAAUGGUGGAAAUGGUGAGAGGACAGUUGACUUCUGGUGCUCUCAUCACAAUCUGUGCUCUUAUCGCUAUCAAUGUGCAUGCUCGAGAUGUGGUUCAGAAUCUGCAUGAUUUGAAAAUAUCUUCACCUAAGGAUUUCAGCUGGAUUAGUCAACUUCGUUACUAUUGGGUAGAGGACCAUAUUGUUGUAUCAAUGGUCACUACAGAUGUUAUGUAUGGUUUUGAAUACCUUGGCAACACUCCACGUCUUGUUAUUACACCCCUCACUGACAGAUGCUACAGAACACUGAUUGGUGCUCUGCGUUUACAUCUGGGAGGAGCACUUGAUGGUCCCGCUGGAACAGGGAAAACAGAAACUACUAAGGAUGUAGCAAAAGCUGUGGCAAAACAGUGCAUUGUAUUCAACUGCUCGGAUGGACUGGACUACAAAACCAUGGGAAAAUUUUUUAAGGGUGUAGCACAGUCAGGAGCUUGGGCUUGUUUUGAUGAAUUCAACCGUAUUGAUUUGGAAGUGCUGUCAGUAGUGGCUCAACAGAUACUGAGUAUCAAGAUGGCUGUUGACCAGAACUUGGGAAGAUUUGUCUUUGAAGGAACAGAGAUAUCUCUUGAAAGGACCUGCUCAAUCUUCAUUACCAUGAAUUCAGGGUAUGUAAGUCGACAAGAUUUACCAGAUAAUUUAAAGGUGUUAUUCAGAACUGUAGCUAUGAUGGUACCUGAUUAUGCCAUGAUUGGUGAGAUUUAUCUCUACUCUGUGGGAUUCUUGGAUGCUAGAAGUCUUGCAGUGAAGAUUGUGCAUACAUACAAGCUUUGCUCAGAGCUGUUGUCUUCUCAGAAUCAUUACGACUAUGGGAUGCGGGCUGUUAAAACUGUGCUUACUGCUGCUGGCAAUCUCAAGCUCAAAUAUAAGGAUCUGGAUGAAUCUGUGCUUGUACUUCAGGCCAUCAUUGAUGUUAAUCUAUCAAAGUUCCUUGCAGAGGAUGCAUCCUUAUUUGAGGGGAUCUAUUCAGAUCUCUUCCCAGGGGUUGAACUUCCACAACCAGAUCAUGAUGAGCUUGUGAGUUCUCUGAAAGAAUGCAUUGCAAAUCAUAACCUCCAAGCCACAUCUUGGUUCUUGGAGAAGAUCCUUCAAAUUUAUGAGAUGACUCUUAUACGACAUGGCCUUAUGAUUGUAGGAAUGCCUAUGGGUGGCAAAAGUUGCUCAUAUCAGGUGCUGGCUGAAGCUUUGACAGCUAUAAGAGAUAACACAGAGUCAACCUUGGAGGAAUUCAGAGUUCAGUAUCGAAUUAUUAAUCCAAAAGCAAUUACCCUGGGACAGCUGUAUGGGUGUUUUCAUCCGGUGUCACAUGAAUGGUCUGAUGGUGUGUUGGCCAGUAUAUUUCGAGAAUAUGCAGCUUCCCCUACUCUUGACCGCAAGUGGAUUUUAUUUGAUGGACCAGUUGAUGCUGUGUGGAUUGAGAGCUUGAACACAGUUCUAGAUGACAAUAAGAAACUCUGCCUUGUGUCUGGGGAGAUAAUUCAGAUGUCAAAGAAGAUGAACUUGAUCUUUGAGACUGCUGACCUAGCAGAGGCUUCACCAUCAACCGUAUCCCGUUGUGGCAUGAUUUACUUCGAACCAAGUCAGUUGGGUUGGCAGGCUCUCCAUGCUUCUUAUUGCAGUGUACUUAAGGAGAAAGUGAUACCAGAACAGCUAGAGUUACUUGAUAAAUUGAUACAAUGGCUGGUGCCUGCCAUCUUAAAAUUUGUCAUGCACCCACCUUGCAAACUCUUUGUUGUAACUUCAGAACUUCAUCUUUAUAAUUCCUUCUCCUUGUUACUAACUUCCAUGUUGGAAGGGGAAACCCAAGUCAGCACUGUGUGGUUGCAAUGCAUACUUGUUUUCUGUCUGUUGUGGGGUUUUGGAGCUACCAUGACAGGUUUAAGCAGAAAAAUGUUUGAUACAUUUUAUAGAGCAUUGCUUAGUGGGCAAAAUGCAGACUACCCAAAGCCCAAAGUAUUCAAGUUAGCCAGAAACCAGCUCUUUCCUGAACGUGCUCUUGUCUUUGAAUGGAUUUAUGACAAGAAAAAUAAUGGUACCUGGAUUCCAUGGACAGAUAUUGUGGAUAAGGCACAGAUUCAGUUGGCGCCAACUGCCAAGGUGACUGAGCUUAUCAUCCAGACAACUGAAUCAGCAUGUCAGUCAUUCUUCUUGAAGAUGAUGUUAGAAGCAAAGAUUCCUAUUUUAUUUGUUGGUCCAACUGGAACGGGCAAAUCUGCAGUUGUUCUCAACUAUCUCAUGAAUCUCCCUAGAGAUAAAUUUCUCCCCAGUGUGGUCAGCUUCUCUGCUCAAAUAUCAGCAAACCAGACACAAGAAAGUAUCAUGUCUAAAUUAGACAGGCGCAGGAGAGGAGUCUAUGGUCCCUCUAUGGGAAAACAGUGUGUGCUGUUUGUGGAUGACCUCAGUAUGCCACAGAAGGAAAUUUAUGGUGCUCAGCCGCCAGUUGAAUUGCUGAGACAGUGGAUUGAUCAUGGACAUUGGUUUGAUCUCAGAGAUAAAUCAAAAUUGGAACUUGUUGAUAUUUUAUUUGUGGCAGCCAUGGGACCUCCUGGAGGUGUCUCAGAUGAAGUUUCACAACGAUUUACUAGGCAUAUGUUUAUUUUUUCUAUUGAUUCUUUUGAAGACAAAACCAUUGAUAGGAUUUUCUGUUCCAUCUUGGAUUGGCAUUUAGCCAAGGGCUUUGAUGCUAAUAUUGCAAAACGAUCAAAGAUGCUGGUGGGAGCUACAUUGGAAGUGUAUAAAAAUGCAGUGAUGCAGUUCUUACCAACCCCUUCUAAACCACAUUAUAACUUCAAUUUACGGGAUUUCUCACGUGUAAUACAAGGUGUACUCUUGGUUCCAAAUACUCAUCUAAUUGAGCCUCAGAAACUCCUCAGACUUUGGAUUCAUGAAUGUUUUCGAGUUUUCUGUGACAGAUUGGUUAACAAGGAGGACAGGACACAGCUCUUUGAUAUUGUGAAGAGAGCAUGCUACCAGAAUUUUCAUCAGAAGAUGGAUAAAAUAUUAGCUGAUCUUCUUCCUGAAGGUGAACAUGCCCUCAAGGAAUCACACAUCAGAUGUCUUUUCUUUGGUAAUUACAUGGAGCCUGAUGCUAACCCCAAGAUAUAUGAUGAGGUAAAGGACUUGAAUUUGCUGACUGAGAAAAUGAAUUACUACUUAGAUGAGUACAACCUCCAGUCACAAACACCAAUGUCAUUGGUCAUGUUCCAGUAUGCUAUUGAACAUAUUUCACGUGUCAGUCGUGUCUUACAGCAAGAUAAUGGACAUAUACUCUUGGUGGGGAUUGGUGGCUCAGGAAGGCAGAGUUGUACCAAAUUAGCAGCAAGUAUGAUGGAAUACACAUUAUUUCAGAUUGAGAUUAGACAGACCUAUGGAGAGUCAGAGUGGAAGAAUGAUUUGAAAGCUCUUAUGAAGAAGGCUGGUGGAGAAGGAAAACCAACUGUUUUCUUGUUAACUGACUCUCAGAUAAAGGAUGAAUCAUUUGUUGAAGAUAUUAACAUGAUCCUCAACACUGGAGAUGUACCAAAUCUUUAUGCUUCUGAUGAAAAAGCUGAAAUAUUAGAGUUGAUGCAGACUGCAGUCAGGAUGUUGGGUAAGAAGAUUGAACUUACCCCACUGGCAUUAUAUAACUUCUUCAUUGAUAGAAUAAGGGUGAACCUUCAUGUGGCAUUAGCAGUGUCGCCCAUUGGAGCCUCAUUUCGAAACAGACUGCGGAUAUUUCCAUCACUUGUUAAUUGCUGUACUAUUGAUUGGUUUAGUGCUUGGCCAGAAGAUGCACUGGAACUUGUUGCAAACAAAUUUUUAAAACAGAUUGACAUGGAAUCUGAAAUAAGAAAUAACUGUGUGGAAAUGUGCAAGCACUUUCAUACUAGUGUCAGCAACAUUUCGAAAAGAUAUUAUGUGGAACUUAAAAGGCACAGUUAUGUUACUCCAACAUCAUACCUGGAGCUGAUCACAUGUUUUAAGAGUCUCUACGACAUGAAAAUAGAGAAAAUCACAACACAAAGGGACAGAUAUGAAGUGGGACUCGAGAAACUGGACUUUGCUGCUGGGCAGGUUGGACUGAUGCAAGAUGAACUGCAUGUGCUACAACCACAGCUGAUUGACACAUCAGAAAAAACUGAGAAACUCAUGAUCAAAAUUGAACAAGAUACAGUUGUUGUGGAAGCCAAGAAAGAGAUUGUUGGUGCUGAUGAAGCGUUAGCCAAUGAGGCUGCUGCAGCUGCCCAAGCUAUCAAAGAUGACUGUGAAAGUGAUCUCGGUGAAGCCAUACCAGCACUGGAUUCAGCACUACAAGCCCUUGAUACACUGAAACCUCCAGACAUCACUAUUGUGAAGUCAAUGAAAAAUCCUCCUGCUGGAGUUAAACUGGUUAUGGAAGCUGUGUGUGUUAUGAAAGGGGUAAAACCUGAAAGAAAACCAGACCCAAGUGGUUCUGGAAGGAUUAUAGAAGAUUAUUGGGCUCCUUCAUUGAAAGUUCUUGCUGAUUUUAAGUUUCUAGAAACACUAAAGACAUAUAAUAAAGACAGUAUUCCUCCAGCUGUCAUGAAGAAAAUCAGGGAGAAGUACAUUCCAGACCGAGAUUUUGAUCCAAACAUAAUAAAAAAUGUGUCAACAGCUUGUGAGGGAUUGUGUAAAUGGGUGAGAGCUAUGGAGGUGUAUGACCGUGUCAUUAAGAUUGUUGCUCCAAAGAAAGCAAAGCUAGCUGAAGCUGAAGCUGAACUUGCUGGUCAGAUGGACAAUCUUAAUGAGAAAAGAGCUCAGCUACAAGAGGUAACAGAUAAACUUCAAGCCCUUAAUGAUGAAUUUGCUGCCAUGACAAAGAAAAAGAAGGAACUAGAGGAUGCUAUUGAUAUUUGUUCUCAAAAGUUAGAUCGUGCUGAGAAGUUAAUAGGUAGCUUGGGAGGUGAGAAGGCCCGUUGGAGUGAAGCAGCAAAAUUUUUACACGGAACACUGCACAAUGUAGUUGGAGAUGUUCUGUUGGCAGCAGGGGCUAUAGCUUAUUUUGGACCCUUCACAGUGGAUUUUAGACAGGAACUUAUGACUGGCUGGAACAAGUUGUGCACAAAACUUGGCAUUCCUUGUGCUGAUAACUUCUCACUGAUAGCAACACUUGGUGAACCUGUUGUUAUUAGAGCAUGGAAUAUUGCUGGACUUCCUGUUGACAGUUUCUCUGUUGAUAACGGCAUCAUAGCCUUCAGUACUCAUAGAUGGCCAUUAAUGAUUGAUCCACAAGGUCAGGCUAAUAAAUGGGUUAAAAACAUGGAAAAGGGAAGCAGAUUACAAGUAAUCAAGUUAACUGAUACAAAUUACAUUCAAGUCAUGGAAAAUGCCAUUCAGAUUGGGCUACCAGUAAUUUUGGAAAAUAUUUCAGAAGAAAUCGAUGCUGUGCUUGAGCCAGUUCUGGUGAAGCAGAUUUACAGGCAAGGAGGUGUGGAUAUGAUUCGACUGGGUGAUAGAAUACUGGAAUAUUCACCUGAUUUCCGAUUUUACAUCACAACAAGACUGCGCAACCCGCACUAUCGCCCUGAAAUUGCAGUGAAGGUAACAUUACUUAACUUCAUAAUUACUCCACAAGGGCUUCAGGACCAGCUGUUAGGCAUUGUGGUGGCGAAAGAACGACCUGAUCUGGAGGAGAAGAAGAAUGAAAUCAUUAUUGAAAGUGCCAGUAACAAGAGGCAGCUUAAGGAUAUUGAAGAUAAAAUUCUAGACGUUCUUUCCGCAUCUAAGGGAAAUAUACUAGAGGAUGAAACAGCAUUACAAAUCUUGUCUUCAUCAAAACUGUUGUCUGAAGAGAUUAAAGCCAAGCAGGAGAUAGCUGCAAAAGCAGAGAAGGAAAUCGAUGGGGCUAGAAAUGAGUACAAGCCUGUAUCCAAACAUUCAUCUAUAUUAUUUUUCUGCAUAUCUGAACUGGCAAACAUAGACCCCAUGUAUCAGUAUUCCCUCAUAUGGUUCUUACAUCUGUACACACAGUCAAUCAGUAACAGUGAAAAGUCACCAGUGUUAAGUGAGCGAUUGGAGAGCCUAAACAAUCACUUCACUCUCAGCAUUUACCGAAAUGUAUGUCGGUCUCUUUUUGAAAAGGAUAAACUAACAUUUUCCUUUGUAUUGUGCAUUGAAAUUCUUCGUGCGAAGAAACAAAUUGAUGAAGAUGAGUGGACAUUUCUUCUCACUGGAGGCAUAACAUCAGAUAAUCCACACCCAAAUCCUGCACCAGAUUGGUUGUCAGAUAAGUCCUGGUCUGAAGUUGUUCGUGCAUCUGAUUUGACAUCGCUUAAAGAACUGAAGACCUCAAUCAAGAGCAAUAUUACUGCUUGGAAAGCAUAUUACAAUGCCAUCAGUCCUCAAGAUGCCAAGUGUCCAACACCUUUUGACACAGUUCAAGAUCUUACCAAACUUGUGGUGUUACGGUGUUUACGUCCAGACAAGAUUGUGCCUGCUGUUCAGUACCACAUAGCACAGCACAUGGGUAAAACCUAUAUAGAGCCUCCACCCUUUGAUCUGCUGGACUCUUACAAGGACUCCAAUUGCUGCUCUCCUCUUAUCAUAAUCCUCUCCCCUGGUGCUGACCCAAUGGCAGGAUUGCUGAAGUUUGCUGGAGACCAAGAUUAUAAGGCUAGACAGCUGCAAACAUUAUCACUUGGACAAGGCCAGGGUCCGAGAGCAGCGACAAUGAUAAAUGCAGCCAUCAAGCUUGGACAUUGGGUUGUUCUACAAAACUGUCACCUUGCAGCCAGCUGGAUGUCAGAACUAGAACGCAUAUGUGAUGACAUAAUAAUUCCUGAAACAACACAUGAGAAGUUUCGACUCUGGCUGACCAGCUACCCAUCUUCAGAUUUCCCUGUUUCCAUUCUGCAGAAUGGUGUAAAGGUAACUAAUGAAACACCAAAAGGCUUGAAGAACAACCUUUUGCACUCUUACAUGACAAAUCCUAUUUCUGAUCCAACAUUCUUCAGUGCAUGUUUAAAACUCAGGGAAUGGCAGAAGCUACUAUACGGUUUGUGCUUCUUCCAUGCUGUGAUACAGGAGAGACGACAGUUUGGGCCUUUAGGUUGGAACAUACCCUAUGAAUUUAAUGAAUCUGAUCUACAGAUCAGUGUCAUGCAACUGCAGAUGUUUUUGAAUGACUAUGAUGAAGUUCCCUUUGAUGCACUUACAUAUCUCACAGGGGAAUGUAACUACGGAGGUCGAGUAACUGAUGACAAGGACAGACGACUUCUGCAAUCUCUGCUAUCUGUAUACUGUAAUAAAGAUAUAGUAUACACUCCUAGAUAUUCAGUUUCACCAAAUGGGGAGUACUAUAUACCAGAAGACAGUGACCAAGAAGGUGCUAUAUGUUUUAUCCAGAACCUACCAGUAGAAUCUUCACCUGAAGUGUAUGGUUUAAAUGAAAAUGCAGGCAUAACUAAGGAUAAUAAGGAGACGUUGCAGUUACUUAAUGGUGUAUUGCUGACACAAACACAAAUCACUGGAGGUGGUGGUGUUGAUGAGAAAGAUGAAAUGAUCACUGAGCUAGCCACAGAUAUUCUGGGUAAGGUGCCAAAGCCAUUUGAUGUCGAAGCUGUUGCAGAACGUUAUCCUGCGUUGUAUACUGACUCUAUGAACACUGUAUUGAGACAGGAGUUAAUUCGUUUCAACCAGCUAAUUGAAGUCAUACGAGAGACACUGAUGAAUGUGCAGAAAGCUCUGAAAGGGCUGGUUGUUAUGUCACCUGAGCUGGAGGAAAUUCAUAAGAACAUUUUGAUGGGACAAGUGCCUACUUCUUGGACAAAGAAGUCAUAUCUUUCCCUCAAACCUCUUGGCAGUUAUGUCACUGACUUUCUUUUGAGGUUGAAAUUCCUACAGGACUGGAUAGACCAUGGCACACCUGAAGUGUUUUGGUUGUCUGGCUUUUAUUUCACCCAGUCAUUCCUUACAGGAGUCCUACAGAAUUAUGCCCGAAAAUACAAGAUACCCAUAGACAAUCUUGCUUUUGAAUUUGAGAUUUUGAAUGUAGAAAUGGGCAUGAAGGAUGAACCUUCAUUUGAUGUUUAUUGUAAGCAGAAGGCUGAAUUUGAUGUAUUUUUUGAGGGGCUGUAUUUGGAAGGAGCCCGGUGGGAUAGACAGCUAAGAGAAUUAAAUGAAUCAUUACCCAAAAUUCUUUAUGAUAUUGUGCCAAUUAUUUGGUUGAAACCAGGUGUAAAAGCACAGUUGGCAUUGGAGCCCUGUUAUCAUUGCCCUGUAUACAAGACCAGUGCUCGAAGGGAAAUCCUGUCAACAACUGGUCAUUCUACCAACUUCAUUAUGUACAUGGACUUUCUCACUUCAAGGCCAGAACAACACUGGAUAAAUCGUGGGGUUGCCAGCCUUUGUCAGCUGGAUGACUAAUUCAUUCAUACAUUAAUUUUAUUUAGCAUUCAUAAUUGUUACAGCAGUAACACUUGAACAUGUCACAUCAUUAAAUACAUCAUUCUUGAAAUCCUUUUGCCCAAAUGCUUAAAGGAUUGGAAUUUGUCAAUAAUAAAUAUGAUGUAUGUAGGCAAUACGCAUAUUUAUAUCUUGUAAUAUUCAUAUGCACCAUAUCAGUGCAUUUAAACAUUUUAUAAUAAGUAUAUUAUUUCAUAUUGUAACGUGUUUGGCUACUGAAGACGCCGUUUGUAUUAGUAAUUGCGUUUAUUAACCAGUUACACACACUCUCUUUAGUUACACUCAAAUACAUGUAAUACAGUGCUAUUGCUGAUUUUCACUCAUUCCGUAAGUUAAGGUGCUCUUGGAACGUGCGGCCAAUUACGAUCACGUUAAAGUACAUAAGACAUAAAUCAUAUGCGAGACUUCGCAGGACUGUCUCCAUUAGCCUCUCGAAGGUCGCUGGAGUGUUUCACAGGCCAUAGGGCAUGACUAUGAACUGCCAUAACCCUUGACCUGUCAAAAACGCUGUUUUCGUCUUGUCUGGGUGUACAUCGACUUGCCAAUAGCUGCUCUUCAGAUCAAGAGUGGAAAACCAUUUGGCUCCAGCCAGCGUGUCCAGGGUGUAGUGGAAGGCAAUCUUUUUUUGUGAUGUCAUUCAGCUUUCUGUAAUCCACACAGAAACAGAUUUCCUCAUUCUUCUUCCUAACCAAAACGACUGGGGACGACCAGGGGCUGUCCGAUUCUUCUAUAACCCCUUGCCGUUGCAUGUUGUCAGGCAUUUCUUUUACAUCCACUUGUUUUGCCAUGGAUACUCUUCUCAGGGGCUGUUGAAUUGGUAGGGCGUCUCCCAUAUCUAUGCGGUGAUACACUUUGCUAGUCCUCCCAUAGUCCUUGUUAUCUCCAGCAAAAAUGUCAGCGUACUCGGCCAGGAGUUCUUUCAGUUCCUGAAAUUCUUCGUUGGUUAGGUGUGACCUGGCCAUUAUGAUUACAUCCUCUAAUUUUGAGCUUAGGUCUUGGGCCUGGUGCUGCCCCACAUCAGGCAGAGUCACCAGUGUGACUGGCUCACAGUGUGCCAGAGGGGAUCCUCUCAUAAGCUUUUGGUCCCAAUGUGUAACAUUCAAGACCCUCACUGGAACCUCCUGACAGUCUUGAACCACCGUCCUGGCUAUGUAGAUUCCUUCAGGUGGAUGGACAUGCGAGCUUGGUUCUACUAGACCAUUUUCUACUCCAAGGGGGUUUUCCAUUCUAGCCAUCACUAUUCCCUCGCACUCUGUGGGUAUCAUAUCCUUGGCCACUACCAGGCCAGAAGGACUGGGUCCCGCUCCCAGGCUCCAUAAUGAUACCUCUUCCUCUGCCAGGCACAGUGUUUGGCACCCUAUGUCCACAGAUGCAUCAUAGGCAUGCAAUAUGUCCAGUCCCAAGAUUAGCUAAUCGGUGAUAUUCGCAAUGAAAACCCACAACCUGAGCGGGCAGCGCCCCAGGGUGAGAGUUAGCAGAACUUCUUUCAAAAUGGGUAGGAAUUCCCCAGACACAGUCUGCAGCGUGAAACCUGGAUUUGGCUGUCUUUCAGGCCAUCCAGCGGCGAUGUCCGGCCUUCCACCAUAAUGUAUGCUCCAGUAUGCACUGUCACCCGGCAUGGUUUGUCACAAACUGAGCCCUGGGUGAUGAGACAAGUGUCUGUUUUUUUUGUGAAGUAGGUCAGUGCAUAAUGGGGGGGUCUUAAUGCAUAUGCCAGUGUCUACCCUGUUCUGCCAGCCCUCGCCCAUUUCCCGACAGUUGAUCACUCCCACUCGUUUCUCUGUUGUUACUUGGUCGCCAUUCCGAUCUUCUCGGUGAUUCCCGUUUGUCUCUUGGUGGCCCACCAUCUCGUUUCUGGCGCUGGUUAUUCUCUGUUUUUCUUCCAUAGGGGCAGUUACUCUCAAAAUGGCCUGGUUCUCCACAGGUCCAGCACCCUGAUUGUUGUGCUUCUUUUCAUCAGGAGGGUGAUCAGUUCCCCCAGUACGUUUUGGUGUUAUUCUGAUGGGGUCUUGCGGCUACUAGUACGGCCUGUAAUAGUUCUAGUGCCUGUCUGAAGUCCUCGUUUACUGUCUUUUCUCCUACCAGCAGUAGCUGAAUUUUUAUAUCAGGGUCUUUUACCCUGUAUGCAAAAAAUUUCCCUGCCUCCCUCCUUAUACGGUCUUCAGGCAGAGUGGGGUAGCCUCAAUGGGAAAGCUGUUCAAUGGCUAUAGCAAAGUCUUGCAGGGAUUCCCGGCCUUCUGAGUUCUUGUUGUUAACUGAUAGCGGUAAGCGGCUGCAAAGUGUUGGUCUUUUUGUCUGACAAAAGAAAUCAUACAAAAAUAAAAGACACUUCAUGAAGACUGCAUACAUAUCUGCAUAGAGUGAAAAACGUUUCAAAUAAAACUCAUAGAGAAGUAGGAUGCAUAUUUUAUUCAUAAUAUUCUUUCUUCACGAGUCAUGUGGUUUUGAGAUAUUAAACAAGACCUGUUACACUAUGCAUACAUUUUCUAGGCAGUUAUCAACAGUGGUGUGAACACACAAGAUCACCAGUCAGCAGUGCAUUUCCACAGACAUGCAAAAUUACCAAAGUCUGUUAUUCUAGGUAAUAAUUAAACUAAGCUUCAUCCCAUUUGAAUUUAUAGGUCUGCAUGUACAUAAAUGUAUAUGUAACUGGAAUAGGAUUUUACAUAAUAGCAUAAAUGCUUUUGGAGCUUAUCUGAAUAAAUAUUUAAAAUAUUUCAGUUUACUGCAAUAAAUAGUUGAAGUUCAACAUCAGCAUGUUAUGCAUAAUUCCUUCUAUUGGGUGCUUGUUAGGUGUACACUAUGUAUAUUGUUACUGUCUGCUGUAGAAAAUGAGAUCCCAAUUCUGUAUUAAUAAAUGAAAAUUGCAAAUUCUC
Molecule: messenger RNA, 15353 nt
Organism: Cryptotermes secundus
Lineage: Eukaryota; Metazoa; Arthropoda; Insecta; Blattodea; Kalotermitidae
Gene: Dnah3
Product: dynein heavy chain 3, axonemal
Exons: 69
Coding region: 145-12438 (4097 amino acids)
Biological process (GO): microtubule-based movement
Cellular component (GO): dynein complex
Molecular function (GO): minus-end-directed microtubule motor activity; ATP binding; dynein intermediate chain binding
Source: RefSeq, a predicted model, not a curated record